AGUAUUCCACGUCAACAUUUCGGCUUACUGGGACUCAGUGUGAGAUAACAAUAUUAGAUGUGGGGGCAACUGUUUAGUUCAACAUAAAUCUAGCUUUUACACAGAUCUACACAUUCAAGAACUCUGGUGUGUGUAUAUAUGUGUGUAGUCUGUGAAGCUCUACUGCACACGAGUUGAUUUAGGUUUACAUGUUGGUUCUUUGGAUUCCUUGCAACGUUUUACUGUGUUGUGAAAGUACAAGUGUUGUCAUCUUGACUUUAAUCUGGACUUUCUGCAGUUGGACUACUUGUGUUGUAACAUUGAGUUUAAUCUGUACCUCUGCAGUACUUGUGUUGUAACAUUGAGUUUAAUCUGUACCUCUGCAGUACUUGUGUUGUAACAUUGAGUUUAAUCUGGACCUCUGCAGUACUUGUGUUGUAACAUUGAGUUUAAUCUGGACCUCUGCAAUACUUGUGUUGUAACAUUGAGUUUAAUCUGGACCUCUGCAGUACUUGUGUUGUAACAUUGAGUCUAAUCUGGACCUCUGCAGUACUUGAAACAUUUAUAGACUACUGUCCUUUAUAGUGAAUCUUGGACUGGACUUACGUUUGUUAAAUAUGGCUACUAUGUAGCAAGUUUACAAAAUCACCUUUUAAGAAAAUGUUUCAUAAACUAAAACAUUUACAGUCUGUUAUAAAGUAAGACGAGAUCCAUUAUUAUGUAUGCAACAGUUUUGUAACAAAAUAACAUUUUAAAAUACCCAUGAGAUAGAGAUAAACAAAUACAUUUAAAUAACACACACACACACAAAAUUCAGUCCAUAAUAUUGACGCUAUUCUACAAGUUUAAAGUGAAAGAAAUGUUAAAAUUCGCCAAUAUUUCGACGAUAAUUCUCAUGACUGUAAGCCAAGUGGGAAUACUUGUGAUCAAUGGCCAGAAUCCAUUAGGUGACACGUCACGUCCGUCCAGCAGUCAUGUCCGGAUACUCCAAGCUCCAGACACGCUUGGCGCAGCAGUUAAAUUGAAAGUGCAGUACCAGUGUGAGGAGGAUGGGGUGGUAGUGGUAGACUUGUCUGUCAUGAACAACGACAACUACAUCACAGUGUUCUCAAAGGCCUGGAAGUGCAAAGGUCAAGGUCUUGAAGGUUGGAUAACGUAACUCAAGUAACCCAAAAACGAAGAGAGUGAAACUCCACUUGCCAGAUUCACUCGAAUUUCGACCAGAUUAUUUUAAUAAAGGCUUGCCUAUGUGGCUUAUCAGUUUGGCGAAAAUAAGAGUUUGGCUUGUAGAUCAGUUGAAAUGGUCAAGACCCAAUGAGUCGGACCUGUAUACAAUUGCAAAAAGUCGAGAUUUCGUCAAACUUGGAGUUUUGCCGCCAUAUUCUCGACCAUUCAAAAGUCCAGCAUGUUCUAUUUGGAUCUGGCCCAUUCUACAACGUCUGCCCAGGUUUUCAGAUUCUCAGACCUGUGUGGUAGAAAAAGAGCGUGUUGUAUUGUUAGACUAUCCGGCUGUUUUCAACGGGAACACCUAUGGUAUAAUCAAACAGUUGAGCCAAUAUACUGACCCGGGGCUGGAAAGAGACAGACAAGAAAGAUUCUGGGCACCCCAGCUGACGUUAGAGAUGUGGGUUUAUAUUAUAGAGUACUGUCCCUUGUAUCGCUUGAACGGGGCGGAAGGUUGUGGUCUCUUUAUGCACAUCGAUGGUCAAGGGAAAAUAUUUACUCCAGUUUUAUUAAUAAAUCGACAUGGUAAUUUCCAAGUAGAUGUGCAAAGUACUACAGGCUAUAUAGGCAUCAAGACCAAUGACGUCAUUCCCAGAAAUGUUUGGACUCGCAUCGUCUUUACUCUAGACCACAGAAAAUGGACUGUGUCUGCCAACUACGGAGCUGGUUUAAAAGAAGGAUUUACCACAUCCUAUACAUACAAUGAAGACAUGUAUGUGGAUGACACGUCCGGCUUGUGGGCUAUCGGUGGUCUGGAUUGGAAUAUGGGCAGUUUUGUGGGCUACAUGGGAAGAGUUGUUUACUACAGACAAAGAGUUCUUCAGCCCCACCAGGUGUCCCUCCCAGAUCCCUACCAUCCGAUGUUUGAGCUUCAUUUAACAAGAAAGAGAGAAAAAUGUGAGACGUUCCUAAACUGGCUGGACACGGCAGUGGAUGUUUACCAGAAGUACAGGCGUUAUGUUCUGGACAACAGACCAGAUGUAUGUCAGUACGACCCAUACCAAUUCUUCACCAAGUUCUUAUCCAAUAGUGAAGACCCUCAGACAUGCCCUAUGAAACGCCCUUUCAACCUCCGCAACCACCGACACAUCAGCCGUCAGUUGCAGAAGGUUGUAGGCACUAUGGAUCUGUCAAAGAACUUUCUCCACGGCGACUUGGAAGCCUACAGCAGGAGUUCCAAGUCCAAUGAGAGCAGGGCGGCUUUCAUGGCUAUCUCCGUAGGCCUCAUUGAGAAUGCCACUCAGAUAGUGAGUGAUCGAGGCUUGAGACACGCCUCCAAAGUUGUCCAGCUGUUCAAACAAGCGGCCUGUCUGGGCAACGAUGACGCCAUGUAUUACCUGGCCGUCAUGAUGAACAACGGGGUGGGCUGUCCACUUGAUGAGCUGCAGAGCUUGGCUUACUUUAUGCUGGGGACAUUAAACAAACAUGUUUUUUCUAUCAUGGCAUUGGGUCAUAGACAUCUGAUGGGAAUGGACGGAGCCCCACUGGACAAGGAUGUCGCUUACAUGUACUACAAGCAAGUGGCAGACAGAACCAGGAACGAUAAGGAGGAACACAAAGAGACUGACGUCGCCACUGAGUAUAUUCGACUUAUCGACGAAGCAAAAAUCGAAGCACUAACCAGUGAGAUUGGGGAUCUCUUCAUGUGGCUAAAACACCAGGCAGAGAAAGGCGUGGCCACUGCACAGACAGAACUGGGCUACAUGUUAUAUCACGGGGCUCAAGGCGUCAAGAGGAAUCUACAUAAUGCUUUGAAUGUGUUUAGAGACGGCGCCCAAGCUGGGAACCAAAACGCUAUGGUCAGCUACGGAUUGAUGCAAUAUAGGGGUCUCGGAGUAGAAGCCAACAGAACAGAGGGAAAGAUUAUGCUGGAAAGGGCAGCUGAGCAGAAGAACCCGGGGGCUUUGGUGGCACUGGGCUGGUUGGCUCUGUCCACUGAUAAAAACUACACCGAGGCAUUCCGACUGUUCCAGCUGUCUAAACAAUUGGGUAACUUGGAUAGCGGCUACUAUUUGGGUCACAUGUAUCACUUCGGAUUAGUUCCGGGGUCACCAAUUGAUCUGGACAAGGCCCUUGUGGAGUAUCAGUGGUCAGCGGUCAGGAACCAGAUUGAUGCUGGUGUGUGGUAUGCUUUUCUCAUGUCCAGGGGAACACCACAUAAUGCAAAAAACUCAGUCAUAGCAGUAGAGUGGGCCCGGUUUAUUGGCGAGAAAACAAGUCUUCUGGGCAGACCAUUGAGAGAUGCCGUGCUGGCUUACAGGAACCAGAACUAUGACCUGGCAGUGUUCCUGUAUCUCAUGUUAGCGGACGCUGGUCUGGAAGUGGCCAGUUUUAACCUAGCUUACCUGUGUGAGCUAAAUCACGAUGGAGUGACCUCCUUCAUCUCUAAAGACUGUGAUUUCCGCCAUUACAACCUGACUCUCCAGAGGGAGCAACAUUUUGUGGACGCUUACUCCUACCUCAAGAUGGGAGACUACUUCUGGUACGGAUGCCGCAACAAGAGAGAUGUCGGUCUGGCUGCUGACUAUUACAGUAAAGCUGCCCACAAAGGUAACCCUCAGGCUUUAUUUAAUUUGGCUUACAUGGUGGAGAACAAUGUGCCAGUGAAUGAAGAAAUCUGGCGACGUCUUGGAUUUAGUGCCAAAUUGUACAACAACAAAGUCUCUCUGUUGCUAGAUCUUUACAGCAGGUGUAAAGAGUCCAGUCAAAGUGAAGCCUUCGUGCCCUGCUGUUUGGCUUGGUUUAGAAUUUGGUUUCUUGAUGCCUGGGAGACUCAUCAGUUAUAUCUAAAGAUCACUUCUGGUCUGGCUCUUCUGUUCACUGGCCUAGCUAUUGCCUUCACACUACACCACAACCUACUGGAGAGGAGGAGGCGUGAGAGGGAGGAGGCUCAGAGGCUGGAGGAUGAAGAGGCAGAGAGGAGGAUACCAGAUGAGGCGCUAGUUAUUUGAGCUCAGAGAGACCCAUUCCUGAACUGUGUGUUUGCAAGUGUGAGGUUGUGCAUAAAUUAAAAACUGUAAAUAGGCUACAAGGGCUAUGUGCAAUGCUAGUGAAACACGGGCUACUGCAAUAGAAAUGUGAUGUGUUUGUAGCUUUUCAAAAAAGUUGUAAAUACUAGUUGGUACUAGUUUAAACACUAGUUUGAUUUAAGUAUUGAUCAAGUAUAUUUGACAUAGCUUUCCAACUUCUCAAUUUAAAAUAGAAGCAUUUAUGUUAUUGGAGUCAUUAUUUACUGUUUUAUAAAUUAUAUAGGUCAUGGAAUGAUAGUUUAAGGUCCUUUAUUAGUUCUUACAAUGAAAAUAGUUCACUCAGUAAGUAGGUCAUUCCUAGAAGUAGGUCAUUAUAUUCAAAACUGAAGCAAAGACAAAAUAUGCAUUACAAAAAAAAAAAAAAAAAAGUAAAUUUUUUCAAAAGUAACAAGUUUUGUUUUAAUCUGAAUCAGUUUUACAUAGAUAUAAAUAUAAACAUGAGAUGAAACAGACAAACAACAAAAUGUCCUGCCAACUCAGGUCAAUGGACAGAAAUUAAAUUACUGUAUUUAUUAUACACACAUUCAUUAUGUACUAAAUAUUAUGUACCAUACCAAACUCUUGGAGUGCGUAAAUUAAAAGUAAUUUCAAAUGACAUACAGCUCUAUCUGUCAUUCAAUACAACAUAAAUUAGAAGCUCACAGUAAAAAAAGAAAUGCAUACUGUUAGUAGCCAGGAAGUUUGUUUGCAUAUUUAACAAUGUCUUUUUAGUUUUCAUUUCAAGUUAAUUAUUUUGCAGUUGGCAUUGUCAGUCCUUUUUUUUUUUUUUUUAUGUCUUGCCAACUAAGAGUGAAAGAUAUUAAUCUUAUUAUUAUUUGAUUUUGUUACAUAUUCUUUUCAUAAUGUAAUACACAUAAAGAUUGAUUGUUAAAAAUGAUAUAGAAUUAAAGUAAAUCAUAAUAAAGAAUUGAUAUGUUUU
Messenger RNA from Biomphalaria glabrata, 5151 nucleotides. RefSeq names its product protein sel-1 homolog 3-like. Gene Ontology annotation, molecular function: protein binding. Bases 1227 to 4154 code for a protein of 975 amino acids. The record is from RefSeq and is a predicted model, not a curated record. The transcript is spliced from 26 exons. NCBI's taxonomy places the organism in Eukaryota, Metazoa, Mollusca, Gastropoda, Planorbidae.